Trifolium pratense (red clover) is the source of this 1391-nucleotide messenger RNA. RefSeq names its product mitochondrial metalloendopeptidase OMA1-like. Gene Ontology annotation, cellular component: membrane. The record is from RefSeq and is a predicted model, not a curated record. The coding region runs from base 22 to 1008 and encodes 328 amino acids. The transcript is spliced from 3 exons. Gene Ontology annotation, molecular function: metalloendopeptidase activity. NCBI's taxonomy places the organism in Eukaryota, Viridiplantae, Streptophyta, Magnoliopsida, Fabales, Fabaceae.
CUCAUCAUUGUUUCCAACAAAAUGAGAAAGCUACUACUAGCAAGUUCUCUUUAUGCAUUCUCUUCAUUUUCUCACAAUCCAACACUAGGAGUAGGAGGACUCAAGGGAUUUGACUCUAAUGAUCCAGAUUGUGUUAUGCCAAAGGGAUUAAUCGGUCUUUUGAGAUGGAGAUUUAUUAGAAACUACCAAACUGUUCCUUACACCAAUCGAACUCGUUUUAUUUCCAUACCAAUUUCUGUUGAGAGGAUAGCUGGUGAGAGAUAUUUUGAAAAACAAAAACAAAGUUUUGACAUUAUGCCUUCAACUCAUCCGGUUACUAUCAGGGUUACAAACAUUCUUAAUCACAUUAUUCAUGCAUUGCAUAAUGAGAAGAACAAAAUGAGCUCUGCUUCUUCUAAUUAUAGUGUUUGGUUGCAUUUAACUCGAAGCUUACCGCCAUCUAUGUCGCAUUUGGAUGGAUUAAAUUGGGAGGUUUUGGUUGUCAAUGAACCUGAAGAUAUUUUUACCGGGUGUUACGCUGGUGGCAAGAUUGUUACCACCAUGGCUUCGGUUUACCAUGGGUCAGAUGCACAUUUAGCAACUGUUCUUGCACAUGAGGUUGGGCAUAUUGUGGCUAGACACCAUGCUGAAAAAGAAACAAGGAGCACAUGGGUUUAUUUUAUACAUGAUAUGCUUAAUCGAUUUGUUACGAUUGAUUUUGCCCAAAGAGUGCUUCCACUUGUCCAACUACUACCCUUCAACCGACGGCUUGAAAUGGAAGCUGAUUACAUUGGACUUCUACUAAUGGCAGCAGCUGGCUAUGAUCCUCGGUGUGCACCUAUAAUAUAUGACGAAUUUGACAAAUAUGAAGAGUUAAAAGAGUCACGCAAUAAAUUUAAGCUCGGAGGUUUCCUUAGUUCCCAUCCACCAGGGAGAAAAAGAGCCCAAGCAUUGGAUCGACCUAGGAUAAUGGAAGAAGCUCUUGUUUUAUAUAAUAAUGUAAAAGCGAAGCGAGGGGAUGAAUCAUAAUAUGCUCUUGAAAUUCCCAUGCAAGUCAGCUUACUUUAUUUUCAAAUCCUUUGAGUUUCAAAUGUAGUCGAGUCGAGGUAUUUGUGACCUGCACUAAAAACUCUACUAUUGACAUAGUUUUUGCUUGUAUAUGUUUAUUUUAUCUGGUAUGGAUAUUUGCUUCCACAAUUUCGAAUCGACAAAAUAGCACAAUGCGCAAACAACUUAUUAAUUCUUAAAACCUUAUCACAUAUACUAUUUUUAGAACCUUAUUAAUUCUUGAACCAAACAGAAGCAAAAAGAUAGCAUACUAGCCUACCUUGAUAUUACUAUAUACAAAUCAUAUCAUCCUAAACCAAAACUACAACACCAGCAAUUAUGUAGAAAAUAGAAUCCCACUCCCU